Molecule: messenger RNA, 390 nt
Organism: Nakaseomyces glabratus
Lineage: Eukaryota; Fungi; Ascomycota; Saccharomycetes; Saccharomycetales; Saccharomycetaceae
Source: RefSeq, a predicted model, not a curated record
AUGCAAGGGAGACUUAUCGUGCCGCUCGUGGCUAGUCUGGUGGUAGUACCGCUGCUGGUGGGUGCUACGUGGUUUGCGCUGUGCGUCGUGGUGUGCGGGGCGGUUUCGGACGCGCUGUACAGGGCAGCCUCGUAUUUGUACCUGAAGUCGGACACGUUCAUGGAUAACAAGUACACAACUGACGAUCCUCAGGCUCAUGCACUCGCUGUAGCCAAGCCCUCGCCAAGAGCACGUAACAAGAAGUUUGACCUCAGGGUGUUGCAACCAGCCUCAAGUCCGCAGGUCUCGCCUGUUCUGUCCUCGAUACAUUCGAUGCACUCGAUGCACUCAAAGACAGACACAAACUCACACACUUACAACAUCGCAAGGUCACUGGAGACAGGGAUAUGA